GCGAACUGAAGACAAUUGUUCUUCCCAAGUUCCUGGAUCAUGCGAGGAAAGCCGUCCCUGAGAAUAGCAACCCUGGUGAAGCUAUUUCUACAGCCAGGGGGUGUUUAGAGAGAUGGUUUUUAUAGACUCCAGGAAUAGCUAUACAGUCUGUGCGUUGGAGGAAAGGGGGGUUGGGGGGGGAGCAGCAGCUCAGAAACUGUCAUUGUCCUUGCAGGGGGAGUGCCGGGUUGCUGCAGGUUCCAUUCCCUGGGGUAGGCGGUUUCUGUGUCCUUCUCUGUCCCAGGGCAGGGGGCUGGAGUCCCUUAAAGGGUUCAGCCUUGCCUAGGUAGAAGGUUGACUGUUUGGGUUUUUUCCCCUUUCUUUUUUGGUACCUUCCUGCCCUGGGAUGAUUUUGCCUGGGCUCUGGCUCCUCCGCCCCUCCACGCUUGCUCCAGCCAAAGGUUAUUGAAUGAAAAGUCUCUUUUCUUCUUGGCUGCAAUUCCGCCUCUGCAAACAAGGCGAUUCCUGUGCAGGAGGGGGUGGGAAGCUGCUUCUCUACCUUGGAAAAGCAGGGUUUUCCCCCCCCCCUUCUCCCGAAGAGGCACAGAACCCUGAGCGAGAAGCCGUGCCUGGGAGCUGCCUUUGCAUCGAAAGGUAAGAUGUUGCAAUGCUGGCGGUUCCACAAUGGAGUGGGUUUGAAAGGCAGCACCUGCUGAUACGGUCCUGGGCGGAGGGUGUGCAGCUUGCCUGUGGUCCGCAACGGGCACUCUUGUCCCUGCUCCAGCCUCAGCCAGGCACCUGUGGUUUGCCAUGGGGCAACUCCUGCUGCAGCUGGUCUAGCAAAGAGGAGAGGAAACCUUAAGCUCACAGCAGUCCUUUCUCUGCUCCCUCAUUGUCCUUUAGAUACUGGACCCCGGCAACUUGUGGGAGGGGGCCAAGGGGGUGUGUCUUGUGGCUGCGGCAUGCCGAAAGGGACCCUCUUAUAAGUGUCGUUUCUGCUGAGGGUGUCCCCCAAAGGGACCCCUUUCGCAGUAUCGCUCCUGGCCAUUGUGCACUUGACCCUUUGGGUGCUCUCUGAGUGCCUCUGCUGGAUCCAGGGUGGCACACACUGAAACUCAGCCCCAGGCACUGCCUUCAGUUCCUGAAAAGGUGCAAGUGAGCUUGUAUUAAUCCUUUUGCAUAAAGUGUGGUCCUGUAAAUGGAGGAUCCCCUUACAGCGUCUUUUCGAGACUGUCUCUGAAUGACAAGUGGGAGGCGGUGCGAGCAGGCAGGGAAGAAAUGGAUCUGGAUGCCUGGCUCUUCGAUGGGCUCAUUGCGUGGCCUUGAACAAACUGUCAUCUGGUGGGACUUGCUUGUUCAUCUGUAAAAUGGGCAUCACAGUGAUCUUAUGGGGUGGCUGUAAGGGAAAGCAGCAUAACAAUUGUAAGCCUCCUGCGCUGUUUUUAACAACACAUAAAUCAUUUCACUAGCUGACUGGCUAGUGGGUUGCAGGGUGCCUCUGGAACAGUUGUGUCUGUUCGGGGGGGAUAGCAUCAACUGGGUGCUUCUGAGCAACCAAGUUGCGUGUUGUGGCUCCACAGUAAACCAGAAGGCCUAAAGAAGGCUUAUGGGCAUUAUUUGUAACUUUUGGGAUCAGAAGGCCUUUUCAAACUUUUGUUGCUUUUGAACCUAAAUGGCUCGCUGUUUAGACAAGUUCACUGAGACUGUGUGGAGGGCCAAGGAAAGGCCUAGAUGAGCAAUGGGGAGACGGGGGAUUAGGAAGGCCUGGGGGGAAAGUAGCUCCUCAAACUGUCAGCCUCUCAAAGGCCCCCUAUUUAAAAAAUAACACUUGCUUUGGAUGGUGGAAGGUAUUGAAAGGGAUGCUUGUGAGGCUUGGCAAGGGAAAGGAAAUGAAGGACAGGCCUACUUUUCCAACCAGCCUCGCCCAAGGAAGCUGAAGGUCCAAGAGGGUUUUGUGCUGCAAAGAGAUUUGGAGGCCUCUUGAGAAGCACCCUUGCAAAACUUAAAAAUCACUCCCAGGAUUCUUUGGGGGGAAGUCAUGGGACUUGCCCUGUGUUUGCUUUUGCUUGUGGGCACAGCUGUGGGGUCUAAAGAGAUCACUGAGAGUGAGGCAAGGCUCAGCUCUGGCCUCUCUCCUGAAAGCCCUGCAGUUUGCCCCCUCCCAUCUGAUGUUCCUCAGCCCCUGGCAGUGCCCACCCCUUGCCUCAUGUUCCCCUCCCAGACACAGGCUUUCUGGGGCAGGACCAGACCAGGUAGCUUCCACCUCUCUGGCAUUUUACACCAAGAGCUUUAGAAGCCAGGCCAGCCAUUUCCUAACUAUGCCAGUGAGGCUCUCCACAGCCCUGCGUGUUUUUGGGACCAGCCUCUUUGCUGUGGUGGUGCUGGGGGGCAUCCUCGCUGCCUACGUCACGGGCUACCAGUUCAUCCACACCGAGAAGCACUACCUCUCCUUUGGGCUCUAUGGUGCCAUCCUGGGCCUCCACCUCUUCAUCCAGAGCCUCUUUGCCUUCCUGGAGCACCGGCAGAUGCGUCUGGAGGGCCGGCCCCUGAAGCUGCGCUCCUCGGUGGCCCUCUGCAUCGCCGCCUACCAGGAGGACCCCGACUACCUGCGCAAAUGCCUGCGCUCCAUCCAGCGCAUCUCCUUCCCCAACCUCAAGGUCGUCAUGGUGGUGGACGGCAACGGGGAGGACGAUGUUUACAUGCUGGACAUCUUCAACGAGGUGAUGGGCUCCGACCGGACAGGCUGCUACGUGUGGAAGAGCAACUUCCACGCCCGGGGGAAGGGCGAGUCGGAGGCUGGCCGCCACAGGGCCAUGCGCCACAUCCAGAGCCUCGUCCGGCACAAUACCUAUACCUGCAUCAUGCAGAAGUGGGGCGGGAAGCGCGAGGUGAUGUACACGGCCUUCUGUGCCCUUGGAGACUCUGUCGACUACGUGCAGGUGUGUGACUCUGACACAGUCCUCGAUCCAGCCUGCACAGUGGAGAUGCUGCGCAUCAUGGAGGAGGAUCCUCGUGUCGGUGGAGUUGGCGGGGAUGUCCAGAUCCUGAACAAGUACGACUCGUGGAUCUCCUUCCUUAGCAGCGUGCGCUACUGGAUGGCCUUCAAUGUGGAGCGGGCCUGCCAGUCCUACUUUGGCUGCGUCCAGUGCAUCAGCGGCCCCUUGGGCAUGUACCGCAACGCCCUGCUGCAGCAGUUCCUGGAGGACUGGUACAACCAGACGUUCCUGGGCAGCAAGUGCAGCUUUGGGGACGACCGCCACCUCACCAACCGGGUCCUGAGCCUGGGCUACCGGACUAAGUACACGGCCCGCUCCAAGUGCCUGACCGAGACGCCCACCAGGUACCUCCGCUGGCUCAACCAGCAGACGCGCUGGAGCAAGUCCUACUUCCGGGAGUGGCUCUACAAUGCCCUCUGGUUCCACAAGCAUCACCUGUGGAUGACCUAUGAGUCGGUGGUGACGGGCUUCUUCCCCUUCUUCCUCAUCGCCACCGUCAUCCAGCUCUUUUACCGCGGGCGCGUCUGGAACAUCCUCCUCUUCCUUCUGACGGUGCAGCUGGUGGGCGUCAUCAAGGCCACCUACGCCUGCUUCCUGCGCGGCAACGUCGAGAUGAUCUUCAUGUCCCUCUACUCCCUGCUGUACAUGUCCAGCCUCCUGCCGGCCAAGAUGUUCGCCAUCGCCACCAUCACCAAGUCCGGCUGGGGCACCUCCGGCCGCAAGACCAUCGUGGUCAACUUCAUCGGCCUCAUCCCAGUCUCCGUCUGGGUGGCAGUGCUGCUGGGGGGGCUGGCCUACACUGCCUACCACCAGGACCUCUUCACAGACACAGAACUGGUCUUCCUCAUCUCGGGAGCCAUCCUCUAUGCCUGCUACUGGGUGGCGCUGCUCGCCCUUUACCUGGCAAUCGUGGCCCGGCGCUGCAGCAAGCCCCAGGAGGAGUACAGCUUGGCGUUUGCGGAGGUGUGA
Molecule: messenger RNA, 3944 nt
Organism: Podarcis muralis (Common wall lizard)
Lineage: Eukaryota; Metazoa; Chordata; Lepidosauria; Squamata; Lacertidae
Gene: HAS3
Product: hyaluronan synthase 3
Biological process (GO): hyaluronan biosynthetic process; extracellular matrix assembly; polysaccharide biosynthetic process
Cellular component (GO): plasma membrane
Molecular function (GO): hyaluronan synthase activity
Source: RefSeq, a predicted model, not a curated record